Messenger RNA from Myotis davidii, 587 nucleotides. Its product is annotated as immunoglobulin iota chain. The record is from RefSeq and is a predicted model, not a curated record. Lineage: Eukaryota; Metazoa; Chordata; Mammalia; Chiroptera; Vespertilionidae. Gene Ontology annotation, biological process: immunoglobulin production; immune response.
AUGUCCUGGGCUCCUGUCCUGCUGGCUCUCCUCGCCUACCUCACAGGUGAGAACUCCCCAGAGCUCGCAGCUGCUGGCCCCUCCCCUGGCCCUGCCCUGCCCUGCCCUGCCCCGGGUGUCCAUGUCUCUGUGUCCCCAGGUUGUGGUCCUCAGCCCAUGCUGGAUCAGCCACCUUCUGUGUCCUCGCCCCUCGGAACCACCAUCCGUCUGGCCUGCACGUUGAGCAAGGACCAUGAUGUCAGCAUUUAUAGCAUCUACUGGUACCAGCAGAGGCCCGGACACCCUCCCAGAUUCUUGCUGAGAUAUUUCUCCCAUUCAGACAAGAGACAGGGCCCCAAGGUCCCUCCACGCUUCUCCGGAUCCAAAGAUGUGGCCGAGAACACGGGGUAUUUGAGCAUCUCUGGGCUGCAGCCUGAGGAUGAGGCUAUGUACUACUGUGCUGUGGGCACCCAGAGCUUGGAGAGGGAUAAGAUGGAGACGGAGGACGAGGAAGAAAAGGCGCCUGCUGCUUCAGUGUCCCAGGCACCCCAGACACACUUACCGUGAACUGAGGCCAGAAGGGCGCGCAUCGCCACAGAGCGGGCGAG